UCGCCCUUGGAACACCUUCUAGAGUGCCGGGACGCGCUUGAACGAGACAUGCAGACUGCGCUCCGCCGCCACGGCGACUUGUUGGCCGGCGGCGACGACUGCUCUCCGGCCAGGGCGGCCAUCCACAAGCUUUUCGCAAUGCUUUCUGAAAACGCCUUGCUGCUCCAGGAAGUCUACGACCGAGAGGCCAGGCACGUCAGCCAGGCGUUGGCCAGCUUCCAGGCAUGGGACAAGAAACGCUCCAAGGUGCUUGCGCGGGUCCAGCGUAUCCGCUCGCAAAACAACCAGUAUGGCGCCAAGUUGGCCGGGCUUCUUGCGCGCCGCUCCGACAUCGACGCCGAGAUCGCGGCCUUGGAGUCUCGCCUCGGCUCGCUCAGGGCCAGCCGGCUGGCCGUGGAAAGCGAGGUGGGCGAGACCAUGUCUGUUCUCGAGAGCAAAUCGGCCAAGUACGUGGAGAUGUUCCGCUGUCUAGAGAAGGCAGGCACGGACGCCGUGCUCGACUACUUGGGUGCCGACGCGCCGGACCAGCCGGGCGCAGUGCCGCUUUUGCGCUACGAAAGCGUGGACGCCAUGUUCGCCGAACCUCGAAACACCGCGCCGGGGCCAGACGCUAACGCGCACCUUGAAGACACUGCGUCAACUGUACAUCGGGUGCCCUCUCCGGGGCGGAUGGGGGCACAGGCUUUCGAGGUUCCGGAUACCGGGGCCUGCGACGAUGGCCCGGAGCGUCCUGCUGCUUCAGGAAAGGAACCGCACUCGGCCUACGAGCGGGGCUUCGCCAAAGGCUCCGAGCAAUUGCACACGGUGAAGCGAAGACUCUCUUUAUUGUUGCAGAACGUGAUUCCUGCUCCAGAGGGCCUGCCAAGAUACUCUGCCACGCAGCGGCCGCUAGGCGAUAUGCUGAACACGAUCACCAGAAAGUUGGACUUGCUGCCGAUCGUGGACUUGUUGACCUCCAAGUCCGAAGCUGUGAAAGACUUGGUAUCACAGGCUUCAAGAGCCUCCGAGUGCUUCCACAGGCACGGCCUUGUAUGGGCUGAGGUGUGCAAGUACCUCGAUGUGCAAGAGGAGACUCUACUGCUGCUAAUCGCGAGGUCGCUGGACGCCCGGGAGGCUGAACAGCUCCUUGACCAACUGUACGUCUACUUGACAAAGAAGCUCAAGGAGAUCAACACCAGCCCUGUG
Metschnikowia bicuspidata var. bicuspidata NRRL YB-4993 is the source of this 1185-nucleotide messenger RNA. RefSeq lists its product as uncharacterized. The transcript has a single exon. The record is from RefSeq and is a predicted model, not a curated record. The annotation marks the transcript as partial. NCBI's taxonomy places the organism in Eukaryota, Fungi, Ascomycota, Pichiomycetes, Serinales, Metschnikowiaceae.